Messenger RNA from Acanthaster planci (crown-of-thorns starfish), 5257 nucleotides. RefSeq names its product structural maintenance of chromosomes 3 (gene smc3). Gene Ontology annotation, molecular function: ATP hydrolysis activity; ATP binding; protein binding. Gene Ontology annotation, biological process: chromosome organization. NCBI's taxonomy places the organism in Eukaryota, Metazoa, Echinodermata, Asteroidea, Valvatida, Acanthasteridae. The record is from RefSeq and is a predicted model, not a curated record. Gene Ontology annotation, cellular component: chromosome.
ACGUACCUGCCAAAAAUGGUAGUUACCCAGACCCAGAAGCGCGCCAUUUUGGUUUUGUGCUCAACAAAACCCUGUUGUGUGAUCAUUUUCCCCGCAUUUUGCAGCUUUGCAAUGACCGAUUUAUUAAUUUCUGUGCUAUGAUAGACCCUUGAUUGAAUUUUGUGAGGCUGUCCCAGAAGAAAGGUCUUGCAGCUUAGAAAAGAUGUACAUAAAACAGGUCACCAUCCAAGGAUUCCGAAGUUACCGGGAUCAAACUGUCAUAGAGCCCUUCAGUCCAAAGCAUAAUGUUGUGGUUGGACGAAAUGGAUCAGGCAAGAGCAACUUUUUUUAUGCCAUACAGUUUGUGCUCAGUGACGAGUUUAACAACCUGCGCCCUGAGCAGCGACAGUCAUUACUGCAUGAGGGUACCGGGCCCCGCGUCAUCUCCGCAUUUGUGGAAAUCAUAUUUGACAACUCAGACAACAGGAUACCAAUAGAAAAGGAAGAGGUGACACUGCGGCGUGUGAUCGGAUCAAAGAAGGAUCAGUAUUUCUUGGACAAGAAAAUGGUCACGAAAACUGAUGUGAUGAAUCUUUUGGAGAGUGCAGGAUUUUCUAGGAGUAAUCCUUACUACAUUGUAAAGCAGGGAAAGAUCAAUCAGAUGGCAACCGCACCUGACUCACAGCGGCUGAAGCUCCUUCGUGAGGUGGCUGGCACCCGUGUCUACGAUGAACGUAAGGCAGAGAGCCAGCUCAUCCUGAAAGAAACAGAGGGAAAACGGGAGAAGAUCGAAGACCUUCUCAAGUACAUUGAAGAGCGACUCCAGACUCUCGAAGAGGAAAAAGAAGAACUGAAGCAAUACCAAAAGUGGGACAAGAUGAGACGUUCACUGGAAUACACAAUUCACAAUCAGGAGCUGACAGACACAAGGAAGAAACUUGAUGAGCUCGCCAAUAAACGUGAGAACAGCGGUGAAGUCACCAAAACACUGCGAGAUGCCCAGGAAGAAGCUUCCAAAAGAAUCAAGCAAUUGAACAAAGAGCUGCGGGAGCUCAAAGGACGCAUCCGGUCAGCCAAUGAGGAGCGUGACCAGCUGCUGAAUGAGAGGCAGGAGCUCUUCAAACGGCGGGCCAAACUGGAACUAGCUGUCAAAGAUCUCCAGGAAGAAGUCAAUGGUGACAUGGAUGCGAAGAGUCGCAUUGAAGAUCAGCUGGAGAAGCUUGACAGCACUAUCCAGCAAAAACAGACAGACUUGGACCAGAUUAUGCCGCGAUAUGAGGAGCUGAAGAAAGAGGAAGAACGCUGUACUGCCAGGCUCCAGGUGUGUGAGCAGAGACGGACCGAGCUGUUCGCCAAGCAGGGAAGGGGAAACCAGUUCACCACCCGUGAUGAGCGAGACAAAUGGAUCCGAAAAGAACUCAAGUCACUGAACAAAGCCAUCAAGGACAAAGAGGAACAGAUUGCUCGUCAGCGGGAAGACAUUGCCUCUGACAUGAAGAAGAACGAAGACCUUGAGGCCCGCAUGGCCAAACUGAACAUUGACAUUGAGCAGAUGAAGGAUUCGGUCGAUUCUUCCAACCGCAGUCAUUAUGACCAAAAGAAACGCAAAGACGAACUUCAGAACGAGAGGAAUUCCCUGUGGCGGCAGGAGAACAGCAUUCAACAGGAGAUUGCAACAACGAAGGAGGAGCUACACAAGAAAGAACAAACGCUUCGCUCUAUGACAGGCAAGGCUGUACUUCGCGGCAUUGACAGCAUCAAGAGAGUUUUGGAUACCUUCAGGUCAAAGGGCAUGACCAGGGAGCUUGAAGGUUACCAUGGUGUCCUUAUCGAGAACUUCCAGUGUGCCUCUCGUUUCAACACCUGCACAGAGGUCACAGCAGGAAACAGGCUGUUCUAUCACAUAGUGGAUACGGACGUCAUCAGUACCAAGAUCCUGGCCGAGAUGAACAAGUCCAAGAUGCCCGGCGAGGUCACGUUCUUCCCCCUCAACCGCCUCGAGGACCGCGAGACCCAGUACCCAGAAUCCCCUGAUGCCUUGCCCAUGCUACAUAACCUCCAAUAUGACCCCAAGUUUAAGGCCGUUCUGAACCACGUCUUUGGCAAAACGCUCAUCUGCCGCAGCAUUGAGGUUGCGACGCAGUUUGCCCGAACACAGAAUCUUGACUGCGUCACCCUGGAAGGUGACCAGGUCAGUCGUCGUGGUGCCAUCACGGGAGGUUACUACGACACACGGAAGUCCCGGCUGGAGCUGCAGAGUGGCAUCUUGGAGCUGCGGCAGAAGCUGAGCCGGGAGGAGCAGGAGUACGAGGAGCUGCGUGAAAAGCUGCAGCAGGUGGAAGUGGAGGUGACGCAGCUGAUGAGCGAGAUGCAGAAAAUGGAGACCAAGAACAGGAAGAACAAGGACAUCUAUGAAAAGAUGAAGAGUGACAUGCGCAUCAUGAAGGAGGAGAGCCAGGUCAUCCAGAGGGCACUGACCCCUAAGGAGCGGCGCCUCUCUAGUCUCAUUACCAGUCUGGAAGCCAUGAAGGGGUCGGCCCAGUCUCUGGACGAUGAAAUUGGUACGGAUCUAAUGUCUCAGUUGAGCGUAGGUGACCAGCGUGAGGUAGACAGUCUAAAUGAUGAGAUCAAGAUGCUGAACCAGCAGAACAAACAAGCUCUCGCUGACAGGAUCAGGCUGGAAGGUGAAAAGAACAAGAUUGAGAACCUUUUGUCGGGAAAUCUGAUGAGGAAACGAGAGCGCUUAGUUGCUGAGCUCCAAGAGAUAUCCGUAGAAGACCGCAAGCAGCGGCUGGAGACCUGCCAGGCCGAGCUGCAAGGCACGGAGAUGUCCAUUGAAACCAACAAGGCUCGCAUUGAGGAUUUCGAGAGCCAGAUCGAGAGCCUCAACCGGGAGCAGCUGGCCAAGCAGUCCGAUCUGGAGGACAAGAAGAACAAAGAGCGGGAGUUUGGGGACAAGAUCAACAGCGACGCCAAGGCGCUGGAGAAGAUGACCAACAAGCAGAGCCUACUCCUCAAGAAGAAAGAGGAGUGCAUGCGCAAGAUCCGCGAGCUGGGCUCGCUGCCAAGUGACGCCUUUGAGAAGUACACCCACCUGUCCCUGAAGCAGCUCUUCAAGAAACUAGAGCAGUGCAAUUCGGAGCUCAAGAAGUACAGCCACGUCAACAAGAAGGCCCUUGAUCAGUUUGUCAACUUCUCUGAACAGAAAGAGAAGCUGAUCAGUCGGAAGGACGAGUUGGACAAAGGACAUGCUUCCAUCACAGACCUGAUGAAUGUGCUAGAGCUGCGCAAGUACGAAGCCAUCCAGUUGACCUUCAAGCAAGUUUCCAAGUAUUUCAGCGAGGUCUUCAGCAAGCUGGUGCCUUCCGGCAAGGCAACAUUGGUCAUGAAGAAAGGAGACAGUGAGUCCUCGCAAGAGCUGGAAGGGGAAUCGUCUCAAGCUGGUGUACCCCUCGUUGAACAGUUCACUGGCGUUGGGAUUAAGGUGUCGUUCUCAGGCAAAACCAGCGAGACCAGAGAGAUGCAGCAGCUGAGUGGGGGCCAGAAGUCGCUGGUGGCACUCACACUCAUCUUCGCCAUCCAGAAGUGUGAUCCCGCCCCAUUCUACCUCUUUGACGAGAUCGACUCGGCCCUAGACGCCCAGCACAGGAAGUCGGUCGCAGACAUGCUCCACGAGUUAGCCAGCAAUGCUCAGUUUAUCACCACCACCUUCAGGCCAGAGCUCCUUGAAUCAGCAGACAAAUUCUACGGUGUCAAGUUCAGGAACAAGGUCAGUCACAUUGACGUCAUCUCCAAAGAUCAAGCGAAAGAUUUUCUGGAGGACGAUCUUACCCAGAACUAGAUGCUCCAAGUAUUCGCUGUCAUCAGUUUAGAUGACCGUCUGGAGAAUGGUCUGGAGAAGUGUUUAUAUCUCGCUUGUUUCAGAAGCCAAUCAGAGUCCUGCCGUUCUCUCCCUGCUUGAAGCGCCCACCCACUACCAGACCCCCUCAUGAGCCCACACAAUCAACAAAACUGCUUUCGAAACAGUACAUGUGCCAUAAAUGAUCCUUGAGUUGUGUUGAAGAUGUCCUCACAUGUGCCGUGUCCUGUUGGCAAGUAGCUUUCCUGUCCUCUGUAUGCAGUAACUUCUGAAGGCAGUGCAUGGCCUACAAGGUAACUGUACUGUGCUGAUGACUGACAAGACUAGAUUCAGCCAUGUCCACAUAUUUGUGAAGACUUUCCUAAGUGAUAAAGGCCCUUAGAUAAGAAUUACAUGGUUUGCAUCACAACAGAUCUCACAAUUCCAUUUGUCCAACCUUAGCAUGUUCUCUAUUCCAUUUCCACAAUACUUGAGACACAGUAACAAGUGCUUUUCACCUGCUUAAGUUUUAAGUUAGUGAUAAAUGAAACAGUGGUAAAUAUUUCUCCUGAUUUCUUCUCGUCCAGCUUUGUAAAAUUGCAGCAUUUUGAUUUAUUGGCCAAAGCAACUUAGUAGUAAAUCAACCACAUUUCACACACUUUUUUUAACGUGGGAAGGGAAAAAUGAAAAAAUAAUUUUAAAAAAAGCCUGAACGCUUGUCAACUCGCUUCUCACUGUUUCAUCCCCAGUCCUCUUCUAUUGUGGUUUAUAUACUGGUUUUCCUUGCCAGAAACAUUGUCUUUACGUAAAUGUACAGAAAUUUUCUAGUUAAAAUAUUGUUGAAUGUUAGUCAAUAUUCAAAAUUUUUAACGUUCCAGAAGUUUUGUGAAAUUAAUCUCGUAGAUUUUUCCUGGAUGGUGACAUUUUUUUUAGAAAUGAAGACAAAACAAGGGUUGUAUUUAUUCACUCUUUUGAGUAUUGUAGUUUUGUGAAGAACACAUUUCUUUGUGGGAAAAGGUUGACCUUUUACAGACAACUAAAGAUUUUUCUGUUAUGGCAAAGCACAGGUGAUUCGAUUAAAUUUCAAAACUUUUUAUUGGCAUACGUUUUCCUCUUAUGGAAAUUGUUGAAGAAUAGGUUCUUGUUCCCAAAUAGUAAUAUGUCCAGUUUGGUGCUUAUAUCAGAUUUCAAGUUUUUUUUCUUUUUCUUUUCUUUCAUUUUUUUCCUCAGAUAAUUCACUUACUGAUUUGUAUUCCACGUGACUCGUUCUUGACUAUAUUUUUGCCUAGCAAAAAUUGUUGAUAAGUAAUUGCCUUGCUCUGUAAAAUUGGAGCUAGUUGUAGCUUUGUCAUGUUUUGGUCGCAUUUUUCUUAAGUGUAUCAUGUAGUUGUGACAUUAGCCUGUUAAUGACCAUUAAAUUGCUUGCAUCUUGGAACCGUU